AUUAGCAAGUAAUUAAGUUUCUGUAGUCACUGCAGGUGUGCAGGACAGGUGAGAGAUCAUGUGAUAUGAUCUCCAGGUGAGUAUCAGGUAGACAAUAGGUACGAAGGAGUGGUAUUCAUUCGACGCUGAGACACGGCACCGAGCAGGUUGGAAGGCUGUAUGAGUGCGCAUCGUGUAAGGUUAAAGUAUGGAAGGUCUGGAGGAUGAACUGAAGUGUCCCGUGUGUUUGGAGUUGUUCACCUGUCCACUACAACUGCCCUGUCACCACAACCUGUGCCGCAGGUGUGCAGAAGAUCUACUUCAGUCUGAGACAAACCCGAGCCAAGACGACGAGGAAGGGGCCACCUACUCAGCUGCAGCUGCACCCAGUCCUGAAAACACACCUGACAGUUUCCCCUGUCCAACAUGCCCGGAGGUAGUCAGCUUGGGCACCCUGGGUCUCGACGGACUGAGGAAGAAUUUUCUCCUUCAAAAUAUAGUGGACAGGUAUUUGCGGCUGAAGGGUGAUGGCAACACCAGGCCACAUGAGAUCCCAUGCCAACUCUGCAGGGAAGCCCCUCCCAGACUGGCUGCCAAAAGCUGCCUGAUUUGUAAGGUGUCUUACUGUGAGCAGUGCCUGACUGUUACACACCCCGACUUCCCCCCAUUUUCUGAACACAAAUUGGUCAGUCCAACAGCAUCUUUUAAUGAUGAGACCGUGAUGUGCCCCGACCACCCCAGCAAACCAGUGGAGAUGUACUGUGUGCAGGACCAGACUCCCGUCUGUUUGCUGUGUGAGAAGGUGGGCAGACACAAGCAGCACAACAUGGCGGCCCUGGAGGAGGUGUUCUCCCAGAAACAGGCUGAGCUGCAGACCUGGGUGGGCCGCUUGGACGCUAGGGUCACCCUGGAGGAGGCUAAGGUUCGGGCAUUAGAAGAUAGACAUGAGCAGAUGAUGAACGGUGCACAAGAAUUGAAGACUGAAAUUGACAAACAAUGUGAAAGCCUCAUGGAAGUCAUUCAACAUCGUAAGGCUGAAUUGCACCGAAAGCUAGAGCAGACAAGACAACAGGACAGCAAGGACCUACAGAAAGUGAUCAAACGUGCAACUGAUGGUGUACAGAAGGCACAAUCAGCACUGUCUUAUUCUUUGGAAGUCCUGAAGGAAACCGACCAUGCUAGCUUACUGCUCGCUCACCACUCAUUGAAAGCUAAGAUAGAAGGAACAAUCAACACUUUGGGCAGUAACAGUGAUGACAACUAUGAUGAUGAUGAAUAUGGCAUUGAUGAGUUAGACAUUGACUUCACACAGUGUAAGAAAGAGUUAAAAGCGUUAGACUUUGGAGUACUCCCUGAUACACCAUUUGCAGAUGAGCAAUGUUGUAUUGGCUCGAUGGAGGAAGCUUAUAUUGAAUGGGAUCCUGUUUGGGAUGCCAAUGAAUAUGAGGUUUGUUACUCAGUUGGUAACGUCCAAAUAGUUUCAACCCUAAAGGGUUAUUCAUACACAGCCACAAACCUGACUCCGGGAACAAAGUACAAGUUUGAACUCGCUUCCAAAAACAAGGCUGGUCGGUCUUGUCCGAGCUCAAUCGAGCUGGCAACAACACCGUUUGAAUUCCAACUGGAUCAGAACAUAGCUUCCAGGUAUCUUUUAGUUUCAGAAGAAAACACCCAGGUUAGCAAGCUAGAAACACCAAUACCUCUCCCUAGAGCAUCAUUGACAUUGUCACGCUUUGAUCCAGAAGAGGGUGAUCAACACACAGUUCUUGGAGACAAAUCUAUCAGGAGAGGCCGACAUUACUGGGAAGUCAGUGUAAAGGGGCAGUAUAGCAUAGGUGUGGCCUAUGAAAGCAUGCCCAGGAAUGAGGAUAUUUGUAAUACGAUGGAAUCAUGGGCAUUUGAUUAUCUGGCAAACGGAUCCUUGUACAGUGUCUGGUUUAAUGGCUCGACAUAUACACAGAGAAAACGCAUCAAACCACCGCUGUCCAAGAUCGGUAUCCUUGUUAAUUAUGACAAAAGCGAACUUCGCUUUUUCGAUGCAAAUACGCAAACCCUCAUUUUCCGCUACAAAGAAAAGGCUGGGUUUACCAAGCCACUCUACCCAGCUUUCUCUCUGUGGGAGGGUUCCCUUAAGAUUCACAGUGGCAUUGAGUGUCCACAGUAAGGUGUUAUACUUCUACAGUUGCCAUAAUUACAAUACCUAUGUUAAGAUAGUGGCCCUGCCUUGUUGAGGGCUCAUUGUAGGCGAUGUUAGCAUUCCUAGUUGUUCUGUGAUCUUUUGUUCCAGUCGCGAUAUUGUGCAUGUACCAGUACAACAGUUAUGAAUUUUGAAAGCAGUAUCAGUUUGUCUGAUUUAAUGUUGUUCGUCCUAAAUUGACAUCUUCAAAUUAUUUUGUACUUGAUAAGUUUUGUUUAAUUUGUCAAUGAGCAAUGUAAAAUUAAUGUUCAUAUUUGUACAAUAAUCUCACAAAUUACGCUACCUACAUGUGAUUGAAUGCAUUGGCCUCCUUGUGAAUUAACCACGUCAUGCAAAAAUUCAAAGAAAAAUAACAUGACAAAAUGAUGGCCUUUUUUCUUUGUGUAAUCAUAAUGUACAAGGUGUUACAUGAUCUUUGCUGGAAUUAAGGACUCUUCAACAUUUCUUCUUUUUCUUGUAUCACAUUGUAGGUUACACUUGUCAAAAGCUUAAAGCUUCAACCUUAAAAACCGAAGCAUACAGAAACAUAACUUUUGCAGUUAUAUCAAUGGUGUGAUGCUUAAUUAGACAGCCUUGGUACCAUCAUUGUCUGACAUAAUUUUGGAAAACCACUAGUUCUAUAGCUUGCAGAUUUCUUGCCAAACCUUGUAUGUAUGAAAGAGACUAUACAAUGAAAAUUCCUACAUCUUGUUAGGGUACUGAAUGUUAGUUCUCCUCCAACUGGCAACAAUACAUAAUACAAAUGUAUAUACUUUGAUUAUCAUAUCCAUAUCACUGGAUAAUUUAUCCAUGGGGUGAUUCCUAAAUUCUUUUAACAGCUACUUCAAUGAUGAGCCAUGAACGAAUCAAGAAAAAGCCAAACAUAAUACCAACUUGAGCAUUCUUUCCACCAUUCCAUAACUGAUAGUAUAACUUGUUAAGAAGUGGUUAAGACAGAAAUAGCAUACAGUACAUGACUGUAAAAUAGAAGAAUGCAAAUGAAUCUACAGAAUUUUUCAUCCUUAUACAUUCAUAAUCAUAACUCAGUCAUGUUUUGGUCAUUUGUAACUU
Branchiostoma belcheri (Belcher's lancelet) is the source of this 3226-nucleotide messenger RNA. Its product is annotated as E3 ubiquitin-protein ligase Midline-1-like. The transcript has 7 exons. The coding region runs from base 188 to 2143 and encodes 651 amino acids. NCBI's taxonomy places the organism in Eukaryota, Metazoa, Chordata, Leptocardii, Amphioxiformes, Branchiostomatidae. The record is from RefSeq and is a predicted model, not a curated record. Gene Ontology annotation, molecular function: protein binding; zinc ion binding.